Messenger RNA from Ambispora leptoticha, 523 nucleotides. The record is from the annotation of a GenBank genome assembly. Lineage: Eukaryota; Fungi; Glomeromycota; Glomeromycetes; Archaeosporales; Ambisporaceae.
AUGUCCUCAGAACGGAAUUUACCAAAUAUCCUAAUCACCGGAACUCCGGGUACUGGUAAAUCUACUUUGGCAGAACUUACAGCCCAAAAUACCGGCCUUUCGUAUAUUAAUGUUGGCACACUUGUUAAGGAAAAACUGUUACAUGAGGGUUAUGAUGAAGAUUAUCAAAGUUAUAUAUUGAAUGAUGACAAGGUAAUCGACGAAAUGGAAGAACAAAUGUCCAAAGGAGGACACAUUGUAGAUUUUCAUUCUUGUGAAUUAUUUCCUGAAAGAUGGUUCGAUCUCAUACUGGUGCUACGAACCGAUAACACUAUUCUAUACGAUCGAUUAAUGGCGCGUAACUAUCCUCCAAAAAAGAUAACCGAGAACAUCGAAUGCGAAAUAUUUCAGGUUGUUCUCGACGAGGCGAAAGAGUCGUACGCUCCAGAAAAAGUGGUGGAAUUGCAGAGUAAUAGCAUUGAUGAUAUGGAUAGUAACGCGUCUCGUAUUGAAAAAUGGAUCGAGGAUUGGAAACGAGAGAAUG